Molecule: messenger RNA, 1515 nt
Organism: Linnemannia hyalina
Lineage: Eukaryota; Fungi; Mortierellomycota; Mortierellomycetes; Mortierellales; Mortierellaceae
Source: the annotation of a GenBank genome assembly
AUGCUGAACCUGGAUAACCUCGCGCAGCAUACUCAGCAUCACCAAGAACUAGACGAAAGCCGGAACUUUGUCCAAGAGUUCCUCGAUACCCUCGACCCGUCCUCUGCUCCUCAGUCGGACCCAGGACUGGGACUGGUCGAACUGGCUCCAGAUAUUGUGCAGAAAAGUCCCAGUACCGAGUCAAAAACCCGUGGCUACGACUCACCUCAGCGCCCCAAUAUCCGUCCCGCACAACAACAACAACAACAUACAUCACAGCAUCAACCUCAACUCCAACACCUGAACCAGAACCAACAACUCAGACAGAACAAAUACCAUCAGGGACCACAGCAACAGGCACACAGCAACAGCCCUGAGAAGUCCAAGCGGAAGAAGGUCUCCAAGAAACACCAAGAGUCGCCCAAGCGGACAUAUCACGAGCCACAGCCAAUACUUCACGAAAGCAGGAAACAUCCCGUUAGCACGACGCGACUCAAGGAAGGAAAUGGAGCAGUCAGAAAAGACGACACGAGACAGAGCAAGAAACGGAAGCAGAACGUGGACGAUGUCGAACUGGGUGUACAGGACCUCGAAAUCCGCGACUCGCAUUCUACCAACAAGCGCAAGCGUCAGACAGAGGGAGCGCCUACAAGACCCAAAGGACCAACGACGGCAACCAAUGGCAAACAAGCCAAGAACCGGCACGUCCAAGACGAUCAGCACGCAUCAAACCAGCAGGACGAGGACAGACCAAUUCGACAGAACUCCAACUCUACGGUCAAGGACAACGCGGGGAGAAAAGAUAGUAAUAAACCUCGCAAGAUCCUUACCCAGGGCUCGCUCAUCAUGAACAAUCACGAUAACGGAAACGAGUUUUCGGAGGACGCGUUUCUCAAUCAACGAACCGAUUCAAGAGAAUCUCGCCUCAGUGGGCGCCGGAACGAACAGGUGGUUACAUCCGCUUACUUUAUCAACGCAAAGCACGACGACAAUGCUGCUGCAUCCGAGUCGAGCUCUAGCUAUGGUAACAAGAGCAUCCACGAGCAAUCCAAGCGUGCGAGCACCGCCUCGUCUGCUCAUAGCCCUGACGCCGAACCUGCUCUCCAGAAGCGUACUGUCGCGUCGACUCAUCAUACCAACCGCCAUGCUCGUGCUGAAUUGCCACCUCAAGUCAACUCCAUCGAAACUGAGCAGCUUCAACAGCCGUUGCCAGUCGAGCACCUUUCGAGCGCUGAGACAUAUGCAGAUUCUUAUACGGAACUCCAGCCUUACGGAUAUGCUGCUCCCCAAUGGCAGGACCCGUAUCGCAUUAUGUGUGAUCCUCUCCAACAGCUGUAUUCAGUGUACGACUUGCCUGUAGCUGUUCUUCCUGCGUGUCCAACAGUACCAGAGCAGCAACUUCAGCACAUGGAGUAUUAUGUUGACAACGAUGACACCGAGUAUGACCAUGGUUUGCCUCUGGACGGUCUCCCGCCACAGCCUCUGCCACCGCCCUCAAGCACCCACUUUCGCUGGCGCCCUCACCGACUUUUCUAG